AUGAACUACGACGCUGCCGGCGAUCGCUGGGCAAAUCCACCGCAACCGGUGGCCGCGGCCGAGCACGCGCCGGCCGCAUUCGAUCAUUCAAUGGUCAGCGAGGAGUAUGAACACGAUAAGAAGAAGAAUCCGGCACCAAAACAAGGUGUCUCAUUCACACAAGCACUUCUGGCAUCUGGACACGAGAAAUCGGAUGGAAAGAUCAAGCUGACGGCUAGCUCGUUCAUGGAGGUCGGAUCGUAUGCCGUGUUUUUGAUUGUUUUGGUUUAUGUGGCCUUUGCUCAAAACAGCAUUCAAUCCUAUUACUACACCAAGGUCAUGUCCGAUCUAUUUGUCUCCGCGUCUGGCGCCAACGGCGCUCCAGCUUUCGGCUCCUGCACUUCCAUGGAUAAUAUUUGGGAUUGGUUCUCCCAAGUCCUCGUCCCCGGAAUCUACUGGACUGAAACCUCUAAUUCCACGGACAACGAGAACAUGAUCUACUACGAGAAUCGAAUCCUAGGGGAACCCCGAAUCCGAAUGCUCAAAGUCACCAAUGACUCAUGUACGGUCAUGAAGAGUUUCCAGAGAGAAAUAAAAGAGUGCUUUGCGAACUACGAGGAGAAAUUCGAGGAUCGAGAGAUGGUGGCUGAUGGGAGUGUGGAUGCAUUCCUUUAUGCUACUGCUAAGGAGCUGGAGAACUACGACACCGUGGGAACUAUUUCCACUUAUGGUGGUGGUGGUUUUGUGCAAAAACUGCCGGUUUCUGGGUCCACUGAAGCUGAGUCAGCAAUUGCCACAUUGAAGUCGAAACGAUGGAUUGAUAGAGGGACCAGAGCGAUUGUGGUGGAUUUUGCGUUGUAUAAUGCAAAUAUCAACUUGUUUUGUGUUAUAAAACUCCUUUUCGAGCUUCCCGCAUCUGGUGGCGUCAUCACAACCCCCAAAAUUAUGACAUACAACCUAAUGACCUAUCAAUCCUCCGCUGGAACCCGUAUGAUUGUCUUCGAAGGAAUCUUCUGUGGCUUCGUACUAUUCUUCAUCUUCGAAGAGCUUUUCGCCAUCGCCCGUCACCGUCUUCACUAUCUAACACAGUUUUGGAAUCUGGUCGACGUGGCUUUGCUAGGAUUCUCAGUUGCAACAAUUAUCUUAUCAAUGAAGCGAACAAAAACCGCCACUAAUCGAGUCAACUCUGUGAUUGAAAACGGCCUAACAAAUGCUCCGUUCGAUGACGUCACUUCUGCUGAAAACGCGUAUUUGAAUAUCAAGGCUGUCGUUGUGUUCAUCGCAUGGGUCAAAGUUUUCAAAUUCAUUUCUGUGAACAAAACGAUGAGUCAAUUGUCUUCCACGUUGACACGAUCUGCUAAGGAUAUUGGAGGAUUCGCUGUGAUGUUCGCCGUGUUUUUCUUCGCUUUCGCACAAUUUGGAUACUUGUGCUUUGGUACUCAGAUCGCCGACUACUCCAACCUCUACAACUCAGCCUUUGCUCUCCUCCGUCUUAUCCUCGGAGACUUCAACUUCUCGGCCCUAGAAAACUGCAACAGAUUCUUUGGACCCGCCUUCUUCAUUGCCUACGUCUUCUUUGUUUCCUUCAUUCUGCUCAACAUGUUCCUGGCUAUCAUCAAUGACUCCUAUGUGGAAGUGAAGGCAGAAUUAGCAAGGAAGAAGGAUGGAGAAGGAAUUCUGGAUUGGUUCAUGAAUAUAGUUCGCGGUCUAACAAAACGAGGCAAACGUCCAGAUGGACCAUCAGAGGAUGCAACUUAUGAGGAUUACAAGAUCAUGUUGUAUCGUGCCGGCUACGCGGAGAAGGAUAUCAAUGAAGCGUUCACUCGAUUCAAUGUGACCACUAUGACCGAGCAUAUUCCAGAGAAAAUGGCUGAGGAUAUUGCUGAUGAGGUGGCAAGAACCACUGAACAGAAGAGACAUUAUAUGGAGAAUCAUCGGGAUUAUGCAAACUUGAACCGUCGUGUCGACCAAAUGCAAGAGUCGGUGUUCAGCAUUGUGGAUCGUAUUGAGAACGUCAGCGCUACACUCCAAACAAUUGAGAAGCAACGCAUUCAACAACAAGAUGGUGGAAAUUUGAUGGAUUUGAGUAACCUUCUCACCAAGCAGGUCCGUAACCGUGAAUCCGCCCGUUGUCAGACUAUCACUGCUCUCGCUGAUAAGAAAGAGGAGUGA
Messenger RNA from Caenorhabditis briggsae, 2151 nucleotides. RefSeq names its product Protein CBR-PKD-2 (gene Cbr-pkd-2). The transcript is spliced from 9 exons. The record is from RefSeq and is a predicted model, not a curated record. Lineage: Eukaryota; Metazoa; Nematoda; Chromadorea; Rhabditida; Rhabditidae. Gene Ontology annotation, biological process: detection of mechanical stimulus. Bases 1 to 2151 code for a protein of 716 amino acids. Gene Ontology annotation, molecular function: calcium ion binding; calcium channel activity. Gene Ontology annotation, cellular component: membrane.